Messenger RNA from Rhododendron vialii, 3508 nucleotides. Its product is annotated as plasma membrane ATPase 4. Gene Ontology annotation, cellular component: plasma membrane. Gene Ontology annotation, molecular function: ATP binding; ATP hydrolysis activity; P-type proton-exporting transporter activity. Lineage: Eukaryota; Viridiplantae; Streptophyta; Magnoliopsida; Ericales; Ericaceae. The record is from RefSeq and is a predicted model, not a curated record. Gene Ontology annotation, biological process: proton export across plasma membrane; regulation of intracellular pH. The coding region runs from base 372 to 3236 and encodes 954 amino acids. The transcript is spliced from 16 exons.
GAGAGAGAGAGAGAGAGAGAGAGAGAGAUUGUGAGUGAGUGCGUCGUGUAGGCACUUGAGAAAUUGAGGGAGGAGGAGAGUAGGGGUGUUAAAAAGCGACGGGUAUCAUAAAGUGGCGGUGAGUGGCGACUCGUGAUGGGUAUAAAGUGGCGUAGAGCCUAAGCUGAGAACCCCCCCAACUCAUUUCCUCUCUCUCUCUCUCUCUCUCAUCGUUAACAAGUGUUCUUGGGGAUAGAAAGAAAGCGAAUCCAUUCAAUGAGUCACUAGCACUAGGCCAGCUAACUCACUUAUAAAUUUGUAUAAUUGGUCUCCGUUCUUAAUUUUCUCUGUCUGGGGGGCUGCUCUCUUAGCGCGCUUUUUGCUAAAGAUCGAUGGGUGGUGAUAAAGCAAUUAGUCUUGAGGAGAUAAAAAACGAGACUGUUGAUCUGGAAAAGGUUCCAAUUGAAGAAGUGUUUGAGCAGCUGAAAUGCACCAGAGAAGGUCUAAGUUCAGAGGAAGGAGCCAACAGGCUUCAGAUCUUCGGACCAAACAAAUUGGAGGAGAAAAAGGAAAGCAAAAUACUCAAGUUUCUUGGAUUUAUGUGGAAUCCACUCUCAUGGGUCAUGGAAGCUGCAGCUGUGAUGGCAAUAGCCCUGGCCAAUGGCGACGGAAAGCCCCCGGAUUGGCAGGACUUUGUGGGUAUUAUUUGUUUGCUGGUAAUCAACUCCACCAUCAGUUUCAUUGAAGAAAACAAUGCUGGUAAUGCUGCUGCUGCUCUCAUGGCCGGUCUUGCACCAAAAACUAAGGUGCUUAGAGAUGGGCGAUGGAGUGAGCAAGACGCUGCCAUUCUGGUUCCUGGAGACAUUAUUAGUAUCAAAUUGGGAGACAUAAUCCCUGCUGAUGCUCGUCUUCUUGAGGGUGAUGCACUAAAGGUUGAUCAGUCAGCCCUUACCGGAGAAUCGCUUCCAGUGACCAAAAACCCGUAUGAAGAAGUCUUCUCUGGCUCAACUUGCAAACAAGGUGAGAUUGAAGCUGUUGUGAUUGCUACUGGUGUUCAUACCUUUUUCGGAAAGGCUGCACAUCUUGUGGACAGUACCAACCAAGUUGGACACUUCCAGAAGGUUCUUACGGCAAUUGGGAACUUCUGCAUUUGUUCUAUUGCUAUUGGGAUGCUAGUCGAGAUUAUUGUAAUGUACCCAAUUCAGCACAGAAAGUACAGGGACGGAAUUGAUAACCUCCUGGUUCUGUUGAUUGGAGGUAUUCCAAUUGCUAUGCCCACCGUCUUGUCUGUCACAAUGGCUAUUGGGUCCCAUCGGCUGUCACAGCAGGGUGCAAUUACCAAGAGAAUGACUGCAAUUGAGGAGAUGGCUGGCAUGGAUGUGCUCUGCAGUGAUAAGACUGGGACUCUAACUCUCAACAAACUGAGUGUUGACAAGAACUUGAUUGAGGUGUUUGCAAAGGGUGUGGAUAAAGAACAUGUGCUUCUUCUUGCUGCAAGGGCUUCUAGAACUGAGAACCAGGACGCUAUUGAUGCUGCCAUUGUGGGGAUGCUUGCUGAUCCGAAGGAGGCAAGGGCUGGUAUUAGAGAGGUGCAUUUCUUCCCAUUCAAUCCUGUGGACAAGAGGACUGCUUUGACCUACAUUGAUGCUCAGGGAAAUUGGCAUCGAGCUAGCAAAGGUGCCCCUGAACAGAUUUUAACCCUUUGCAAUGCCAAGGAAGAUGUGAAGAAGAAGGUCCAUGCCAUCAUUGACAAGUUUGCUGAGCGGGGACUCCGGUCAUUGGCUGUUGCAAGUCAGGAAGUGCCAGAGAAGACUAAAGAAAGUCCAGGUGGCCCAUGGCAAUUUGUCGGAUUGUUGCCCCUCUUUGAUCCUCCCAGGCAUGAUAGUGCAGAGACUAUCCGCAGGGCUCUAAAUUUAGGUGUAAAUGUCAAGAUGAUUACCGGUGAUCAACUUGCUAUAGCUAAGGAGACCGGCCGAAGAUUGGGAAUGGGAACAAACAUGUAUCCAUCUGCUUCUUUACUUGGUCAAGACAAAGAUGCAUCCAUAGCCGCCCUUCCUGUUGAGGAGUUGAUUGAGAAAGCAGAUGGGUUUGCAGGUGUAUUCCCAGAGCAUAAAUACGAAAUCGUGAAGAAAUUGCAGGAGAGGAAGCAUAUAUGUGGAAUGACCGGAGAUGGUGUGAAUGAUGCCCCUGCUUUGAAGAAAGCAGAUAUCGGAAUUGCUGUUGCUGAUGCUACUGAUGCUGCCCGGGGUGCAUCCGACAUCGUGCUAACUGAACCGGGACUCAGUGUUAUCAUCAGCGCGGUGCUCACGAGUAGAGCUAUUUUCCAAAGGAUGAAGAAUUACACAAUAUAUGCAGUCUCCAUCACAAUCCGUAUUGUGUUUGGUUUCAUGUUUAUUGCCUUGAUAUGGAGGUUUGACUUUUCACCCUUCAUGAUUUUGAUCAUUGCCAUUCUAAAUGAUGGAACUAUAAUGACAAUCUCAAAGGAUCGGGUGAAGCCAUCUCCGUUGCCUGAUAGCUGGAAACUGAAAGAGAUUUUUGCUACCGGUAUUGUGCUUGGAGGUUACCUGGCCUUGAUGACAGUUAUAUUCUUCUGGAUCAUGAAGGAAACUGACUUCUUCUCUGACAAAUUUGGUGUAAGAUCUAUAGGGAACAGUGAAGUUGAAAUGAUGGCUGCUCUAUACUUACAAGUGAGUAUUGUGAGCCAGGCUCUAAUAUUUGUCACUCGAUCUCGAAGCUGGUCAUUUUUGGAACGCCCUGGAUUGUUAUUAGUCAGUGCUUUCUUGAUUGCACAGCUGGUGGCAACCGUGAUUGCCGUCUACGCAAACUGGGCUUUUGCAAGAAUUAAAGGAGUUGGUUGGGGAUGGGCUGGAGUUAUCUGGCUUUAUAGUAUUGUCUUCUAUUUCCCACUUGACAUUAUGAAAUUCGCCAUUCGUUACAUCCUAAGUGGAAAAGCAUGGCUUAACUUGCUCGAGAACAAGACUGCCUUCACCACAAAGAAGGAUUAUGGCAAAGAGGAGAGGGAAGCUCAAUGGGCACUUGCUCAGAGGACUCUGCAUGGACUUCAACCACCCGAAGCCUCUACUAUAUUCAAUGAGAAAAGCAGUUACAGAGAGCUGUCUGAAAUUGCUGAACAGGCUAAGAGGAGAGCUGAGGUUGCAAGGCUUCGUGAGCUUAACACGCUCAAGGGGCAUGUCGAGUCAGUGGUAAAGCUGAAAGGGCUGGACAUCGAUAACAUCCAGCAGCAUUAUACAGUAUGAAAAAUGGAGAAAUGUUUACGAGAGAAGGGCAUUGCAUCAGCGCGCUCCAAGGCCCAAAUCAUGAAGGGAAAGAAACCCUUAUGCCUUUAACUAUAAAAAGUUUUCUAGAACAUGGGAACAUUUCCGUGCUAUACAUCAUUUCCUGUAUUAUGUAUUCAAGUUCCAACAGGUGUUUGGCUGCUUAACUAAUGCUUUGAUGUUGAGCAGAGUUAACAUAAAAUGUGUACCCGCUAUUAUGUUUCUAAAUAAAAUCAUUCCAAUAGAGAGGACAA